AUGGGCGUAAAGCGGACAAAACAAAAAAAGAAGUCGGUCAAGCCGAGCUUUGACGAGACUGCACUUGCCGAGUUGACGAGCAAAAUCAACCAAAAUCUUGCCGACUCUAAGAAGGAGCGCCCGCCCAAGAGAAAACGACAGCGCGAUAAUGAUGACGAACACGACCCAAAAAGACGUCAUACCCUCCAUGAAAAGCACAACUCACAGAAAGAAACUGGCCGUGGCCGGAACAGCAAGCAAGCGUCUACUCUCCUCGACGAGAUCUUGGCGCUUGGUGGGAAUGAAGACGACCUGGAGUUGGUUGCCAACGUUGAUUCUGACGACGAAGGUAGCGAAGCACCUCGUUCCAAGGGUUCGUCAGAAUCCACCAUCGACAACUCUUUGAGGGAUGAGCUCGCCAAGUUUGCCUCCAGCCUGGGCUUCAGCAAGUUCCACGACAAAGAGGACCCGGAGACCGACGAUUCCUCGGAUGUCACAGCAGAAAGCUCCGAGGAUGACGACGUAUACGAUGAACACGAGGAAAGGGACGACACCCUGCCUCAACCACAGGAAGCUCGGAAAGAAAAACAGCUUGGGAAUAAACAACACUCGGCGUCGAUUUCGAACCUGAAGGCCUACGCGGAAAGGUUGCUGGAAAAGGAUUCGUCCGAAUAUCUCGCAGAACGAGCAUCCAGCCCAUCACAGAAGUUCAUGUCUACAAUUAUGUCGUCCGGAACACUGUCCGACAAAGUCUCGGCCUUGACGCUUUCGGUUCAAGAGUCGCCAUUGCACAAUCGAAAGGCGUUCGAGAGCUUGGUAACUCUCGCUGGGAAGAAGAGUCGCGGUCAGGCGAUAGCUGCUUUGGGAGCCCUCGUCGAUCUGUUAGGUAACGGAAUGCUGCUUCCUAAUGACCGCCGACUUUACCCGUUCAACGCCCAACCUGCAUUACUUGGAGCUCUGGACCAGCAUAACGGUCUCACAUGGACGGAAGGACAGAAGCUCCCUGGGAACGUGACGGCUGCUCACUUAAUGAUGUGGGCGUAUGAGGACUGGCUUAAAGCUGCCUAUUUUCGCAUUAUUCAGCUUCUGGAGGUCUGGUGUUCCGACGAGAUCGAGUAUUCUAGGUCAAGAGCACUCGACUUUGUCUUCGGUCUACUCAAGAACAAGCCAGAACAGGAAGCCAACCUACUGCGGCUGUUGGUGAAUAAACUCGGUGACCGAGAGCGAAAAAUUGCUUCUCGGGCCUCAUAUCUCCUCUUGCAGCUCCUCAACAUACACCCGGGGAUGAAAGCGAUAGUCAUCGGCACUGUUGAACAGGAACUGCUGCUGAAGCCUGGGCAGAGCUUACGGACCAAGUACACAGCCAUCAACACUCUGAAUCAGACAAUCCUGAGCACAAAGGAACCGUCUGUGGCCGAGAUGCUAUUACGCAUCUACUUUGACAACUUUCUCUCUCUCCUGAAGACCGGUGCCUUGGGCAAUCUAGGUGUCGAAGGUCGUGAUGAAAGAACGGGUCGCUCUAAGAAAAUGUCGAAGAAGAAGGCGUCGCCCGGCACGCCAGCGCCAGGGAACGGGCAGGAAACAGCACAAAAGCUUGUCUCAGCUCUGCUGACAGGUGUCAAUCGGGCGAUUCCUUUUGCCAACACCGAAGACUCGACACUGGAGAAGCACCUCGACACGCUUUUCAGGAUCACUCACUCAUCCAACUUCAACACUAGCGUUCAAGCACUGAUGCUCAUCCAACAGCUCGCGAUCUCGAAGCAACUCGCCGUUGACAGGUUUUACCGGACCUUGUAUGAAUCUCUUCUAGACCCGAGACUCACCACUUCGUCUAAGCAUGCGCUAUACCUCAACCUUCUGUUCCGAGCUCUGAAGAAUGAUGUUGACGUCCGUCGGGUCAAGGCGUUCGUCAAGAGGUUGAUUCAGGUGUUGAGCCUGCAUCAACCAUCUUUUACUUGUGGCGCCAUGUUUCUGAUUGCUGAGUUACAAUCUACCUUCCCAGACCUGCACACUCUGCUGGAUGACCCCGAAGACAAUGAAGAAGAUGGAGAGGAGUUUUACCGAGAUGUUCCCGAGAAAGAGGAUCAUGAAGGGGCCAUUUCCGAGACCCAGACUGGAACCACCAGUCAGCUUGUCGCUGCCUACGACGGCCGGAAACGGAAUCCGGAACACAGCAACGCACACCGAAGCUGCCUCUGGGAGCUGGUGCCGUUCCUCCAUCAUUACCAUCCCUCUGUCUGCAUGUUUGCCGGAAACUUGGUGACGCGGGACAAAGCCUUGCCUAGACCAGACCUCGCCAACCAUACGCUGAUGCAUUUCCUGGACAAAUUCGUCUACCGCAAUCCCAAGACGGAAGAAUCCAAACGUGGAGGCUCCAUCAUGCAGCCUAUCCUUGCUUCGGGCAGCACGUCGCACAUCGUGACGUCUACCAAAGCUAGCGCCAGACAGCAGCCGGCUGUCAAUUCUUCUUCUUUUUGGAGUCUCAAGCCCGACCAAGUUUCGGCCGAAGAUGUCUUCUUCCACGAGUACUUUUCCCGCGUUGGCAAACCUGCAGAAACCUCCCGCGUCAAGAAGACGGCAACCAACGAUCAGGUUGCGUCGGACAGCGAGGCCGCGGAAGAGGAGGAGAUAUGGGAUGCACUGGUCAAUUCUCACCCGGAAAUUGAGGGUGUUGACGUUGAGGAAGACUCGGACGUGGACAUGGAGGAAUACGAUUACUCGGGCAAUGACAUGGAACCUGACGGUUUCAGUGCUGACGACAAGAUGUCAGGCUCCGAGGACGACGGUGGCUUUGAGGGUAUCUUUGAUGAUUCCGAGGAAAGCGAUGGGACGGGCGUAAGCGAGGACGAGGCUGAGGGCCAGGCUGAAGACAAACCUGCGACGGCAUCACCUCGCCGGGGCCGUAGGGGCAGACUCAGCAGAAAGGAGAUGCGGAGCCUCCCCACCUUUGCAUCGGCUGAUGACUACGCGGAUGUGCUGGCUGCGGAGGAUGAUCUGGAUGACUAG
This is a messenger RNA of Thermothelomyces thermophilus ATCC 42464, 2985 nucleotides long. RefSeq lists its product as uncharacterized. Gene Ontology annotation, cellular component: nucleus. The record is from RefSeq and is a predicted model, not a curated record. Bases 1 to 2985 code for a protein of 994 amino acids. NCBI's taxonomy places the organism in Eukaryota, Fungi, Ascomycota, Sordariomycetes, Sordariales, Chaetomiaceae. The transcript has 3 exons.